CACUUGAAUCAACAAUCAAACUUUAAAUAAUACACAGAAAUAUAAACAAAAUGGUUUCGUAACCGUUCCACGGAACUCUAAAUCGCCAAAUAAAUACGGACGCGAAGUUGGGGACAUUAUUCAUUUGGUGUUACCAUAUUGAACGAUACCAGCGCAAAAAAAUCAAAAUGUUCAAGCAAUUCUUUGUUUUCGUUGUGUGCAUCAUCGCUAUGAUGAUUGGAAACAGCAUGCAGCAACUUCCUGGUGGUGCUGAAGGAUUCGCCGCUGCUCCCGCCGCAGCAAUGGGAGCCGGUAUGGCGGCUGCAGGUGGCGCUAUGGGAGCUGGUAUUGAGGCUGCAAAAACCGCAAUGGCAGCCGGUGUAGGAACUGCAGCAGCUGGCAUGGGAGCUGCAGCUGGUUUUGGAGCAAUGGGCUAAGCAACAAACUGAAAUCAUCAAAAUAAUCUCUUCUGCAUAUAAAUAAUAAACGAAUGUGAAACUGCA
Messenger RNA from Helicoverpa zea (corn earworm), 482 nucleotides. Its product is annotated as spidroin-1-like. Bases 168 to 416 code for a protein of 82 amino acids. Lineage: Eukaryota; Metazoa; Arthropoda; Insecta; Lepidoptera; Noctuidae. The record is from RefSeq and is a predicted model, not a curated record. The transcript is spliced from 4 exons.